Molecule: messenger RNA, 2802 nt
Organism: Nematolebias whitei (Rio pearlfish)
Lineage: Eukaryota; Metazoa; Chordata; Actinopteri; Cyprinodontiformes; Rivulidae
Gene: capn7
Product: calpain 7
Exons: 21
Coding region: 106-2586 (826 amino acids)
Biological process (GO): proteolysis
Molecular function (GO): calcium-dependent cysteine-type endopeptidase activity
Source: RefSeq, a predicted model, not a curated record
AUGAAGACAGACAAUUUGCUAGUUUGGUGAAUGACGAUAACUACUGUUAGCCGUCCAGUUUGCUGGCUAACGGGCACCCUGUCACAUUGACAAGUUUCGUUCAGAAUGGACUGUACGGCGCUGGAACACGAUGCUGUCAAAUUUGCCAAAAUAGCUGUAACCUAUGACCAAAAUGCCAAAUAUAAUGAGGCGGUGUUUUAUUAUAAGGAGGCAGCCCAGGCUCUCAUAUAUGCUGGCAUGGCAGGAUCCAAACUGGACGAACUCCAGGACAAGGUGAAUGAGUACUUGGAUCGGGUCCAGGCCCUUCACAAUGCAGUCAAGUCGCAGAAAUGUGACCCACUGAAGUCCCGGGAGCAGGUAGAUCUAGAGCGUGCGCACUUCCUGGUUACCCAGGCCUUUGAGGAAGAUGAGAAGGGGAACGACGAUGAAGCCAUUGAACUGUACACUCAGGCCGUGGAGCUGUGCAUUAAAACAUCAAAUGAGACAUCAGACCAAGCACUUCAGACCAAGUUGAAGCAGCUGGCUCGACAAGCUUUGGAAAGAGCGGAGGGUCUCAAAGAAUCCCAGUCCAAAUUAACUUCUUCCCAGACUCAGGACAGGGUGGGACCUUCUGGUGCAAAGUCGAGUGGUGGUGCCAGUGCAGGAGGACCUGCUCGACAGUUUUUCCCCCUCGGGCCAGACUUUACCCUCCAUGACCGACAACAACCCCAACCAGUCCGGCCAGUCCAGUCCAGUGAGCCCCAGGGCCAGCGCUACACAGCAGAGGAGAUCGAAGUGCUCAGGAGUACAUCUACAAUCAACACCAUUGCCUAUGUGCCCUUCAUGAAUGUUGACCUGAAGGAGCGGUUUGCCUUCCCUGUACCUUUCUCGGACAAAACGGGGAAACUUGCUUUAUCACCCAAACAGAAAGCCAUCUUCUCUCGCUGGGUUCGUCCAGAUGAGAUUAGCAAUAAUCCCACCAUGAUCAUGUCUGUGUCCAGCUUCAGCAUCAAACAGACGGUAGUCUCUGACUGUUCGUUUGUGGCAUCACUGGCAAUAAGUGCUGCUUAUGAGAGGCGCUACAACAAAAAACUCAUCACCAGCAUAAUCUACCCUCAGAACAGACGAGGGGAACCAGAGUACAACCCAUGUGGCAAGUACAUGGUUAAACUUCACAUCAAUGGAGUUCCCAGAAAGGUGAUUAUAGAUGACUACCUCCCAGUGGAUCGUAACGGAGAGCUGCUGUGCUCCUAUUCCAGCAACAGAAAUGAGCUCUGGGUGUCUCUGAUAGAGAAGGCUUACAUGAAAGUGAUGGGCGGCUAUGAUUUUCCCGGCUCCAACUCUAAUAUUGAUCUGCACGCUCUCACCGGCUGGAUCCCCGAGCGCAUUGCUAUGCACUCUGACAAUCAGUCCUUUAACAAGGAAGACACGUUCCGCAUGCUCUUUCAGAGAUUUCACAAGGGCGACGUUCUCAUCACCACAGCAACAGGGGUGAUGACCGAGGAAGAAGGAGAGAGAUGGGGUUUAGUGCCAACACACGCCUAUGCAGUUCUUGACAUCAGGGAAUACAAGGGAAUGCGUUUUCUGCAGCUGAAGAAUCCGUGGAGCCAUCUGCGGUGGAAGGGACGCUACAGCGAGCGCGACGAGAAAAGCUGGACUCCUGAGCUCCUCAAAUACCUCAACUUUGACCCCAAGACAGCACAGAAGUUUGAUAACGGCGUUUUCUGGAUUUCUUGGGAGGAUCUUUGUCAAUACUAUGAUGUCAUCUACUUAAGCUGGAGCCCUGGAUUGUUUAAGGAUUCCUCCUGUAUUCAUAGUAGCUGGGAUGGAAAGCUGGGACCAGUGAAGGACGUCUACAGUCUUGCAAACAAUCCUCAGUACAAGCUGGAGGUUCAGUGUCCAGCAGGGGGCGCUGCUGUAUGGGUGCUGCUCACCAGACACAUCACUGACAAGGAUGAUUUUGCUCAAAACAGGGAGUUUAUCACGCUGGUUGUUUACAAGACUGAUGGCAAGAAGGUUUAUUACCCAGCGGAGCCCCCACCUUACAUCGAUGGGAUCCGCAUCAACAGCCCCCACUACCUGACAAAGAUGAGGCUGACCACUGCAGGAACUCAUACCUUCACUCUGGUGGUUUCUCAGUACGAGAAGCAGAACACGAUCAACUACACGCUGCGGGUGUACACUGGAUGCAAAUUCACCUUCUCCAAGAUACCAAACCCCUUCACUCAUACAAAAAGGAUCAACGGCCAGUGGAAAGGCCUCAGUGCUGGUGGAUGUGGAAACUAUAAGGACUCCUACAAACAUAAUCCGAUCUAUCAGAUAAACCUGGAGCGGUCCGGCCCACUCCUUAUUGAGCUGCGUGGAUCCAGGCAGUACAGUGUUGGCUUUGAGAUGGUGACGGUGUCAAUGGUGGGUGAUCCAGGCCCAGCUGCCUUCCAGAAGAAGAGCAGUGGAGAUUACAGAUGUGGCUUCUGCUACAUGGAGGCGGACCACGUCCCAGCAGGCAUCUACAACGUCGUCCCCACCACCUUCCUGCCCAAACAGGAAGGACCUUUCUUCCUAGACUUCGGCAGCAUCGCACCCCUCAAGGUCUCCCAACUCCAAUGAAGAUGAAGGUUGAUAGAAAAUACUGAGCUGGGACGGACAUAAAGGUACUUAAGAGAGGAAGGCAUUAUGGGAUGUUUCAGAGACUACAGUUUGACUAAACGAAUUAGAGCUCAAUGAAAAAAGAUGGACUGCUGCUCGAGUUUUUCUGCCUUCACUUUUCUAAUUUCUACAAACUUAAUUGGACAGAUUAAGAACAUGAACUUUGACAUGGACUCC